This is a messenger RNA of Anopheles merus, 6962 nucleotides long. Its product is annotated as toll-like receptor Tollo. The transcript has a single exon. Gene Ontology annotation, molecular function: protein binding. NCBI's taxonomy places the organism in Eukaryota, Metazoa, Arthropoda, Insecta, Diptera, Culicidae. The coding region runs from base 1271 to 5314 and encodes 1347 amino acids. Gene Ontology annotation, biological process: signal transduction. The record is from RefSeq and is a predicted model, not a curated record.
CACCGUGCUGUUCAUUCGUUAACAAACUCUCAUCGCAAGCGGACGUACGUUGCACUGGUCGUACGCUCCGUCUAGAAACGCCUAAGCUUAAUACCGCUUUAAUCAUAACGAAAAAAAAAACAGAACAAAAACGAUACAACUGCAUCGUUUGUAUGAAAGUUAAGCAUUCGCAUCGGUACAUACAUCAUUUGUAAGAACAUUCUACGUGAAGAAUCUCCCAAUUGCUACGUCGUGAAAAUCAAACAGCAGUGUGAAAAGUGAAGCUUGCGUGUUAAAACCCGUCGCAAUUACGCAAGAAAACGAACAAUUUCUCGUACCAUCAACCCCACGCGACUGGUGAAAAGUGUGCGUCUUUGUGUGUGUGUGUGUGCGUUGUAGUGUGUCUGUAGCGUGAAAAGCAGUAUUGUGAAAAAUCGAAUCCUUCGCUAGGAUAACCGGGAAAAAACGAGGCGAAAAACCCAUCCCCCCCUCCCCUUACUGCAAGCCGUAAUGAAGAAACCGUGUUGCUCGAAGUGAUGCGAUUGUGGGGCGCGUGUGUAAGCGUGUGUGUUUGUGUCGUCGGCGUCUCCGGCGAACCGAAAACCGGGCAACCCGGGGCACCGUGGUGAUAUAGCCGGUGUUACGAAACCCCCCCCCCCCACAACCAGCGACGAUGAUGAUGCUGUCCGUGCUGGUGCUGGCGUCCUUCCAUACCAACCGCACGAGAAAAGUGGCAGCCGUAGCAGCAGCAGCAGCAGCAGUAGAGUCAGGCUCGACGACGAAAAGUUUCUAGGCACCCGGGAGUGCGUUCGGGUGUGUGGGCCCGCGUGUGUGUGUGUCUGUGUUCCCUUAGCCGGGAUUUUUCGUUUUCCUCUGUUUGUUACGACUUUAUGUUUUCUUUCGACACAACACCCCCGAAAUUCGGUGCUGCUAAGCUUCCCUUUCCCACGCCCGUUACGGUGUUUUCAACGGUUUUACUUGCGUGUUGUGUCCCUCCGAGAGAGAAAGAGCCUCUGCAGUGUUUGUGAGUGUAUGUGUGUGUGUGUGUAUAUGUGCCCAACUCGAAAGUUUUUACCCACAAAAUAUAAAGCGAGGGCUUCACAACCAAAAAGAAAAGCAAAGAAAAAGUAAAGCAGAGUAACGCAAAAAAGCCGUGUGAGUGUGUGUGUGUGCGCGAACGUGUGAGGGUGUAUGUUUGGCAACGUGGCCAUACGAAUUUAGGGAAAACAAAGUGAAAAGAGUCCUUAGAGUGCUUAGGGCGAUAUAGCGUAUUGUCAGUUAAAGCACAACCAUGCAGCUUCAACAGAUCGUGACGGUCUUGCUCCUGCUGGGCCUGGUCACCGUGACCGUGGCCCGCUCGAACCUAAUGUCCCGCAUGGACGUUGCACCGCGGGGCUGCAAAUGGCAGCGCGUCCUGGACGAAACCGGCGAGGAGGAAGCGCCCGCCACCGUCACCACCGUGCUGUCCUGCAAGCUGAAAACGAUCGGUGCUACGGACACGCUGAUGCGCAACCUGUCCUCGUACCAGAUCGAACGCAUCAACUCGCUGCGGCUCGAGUGCAGCGACAUUCUGUUCUUCGAAAGUUCGCUCGAAGCGAACCAACAUUCGGGCGCGUUUCUCGGCUCGCUGCGACGCCUUCGCGACCUCAAGAUCGAGUACUGCAAGAUCAAGUACGUGCCUUCGAUGGUGCUGGCAACGCUGCGGGACCUCCGCUCGCUGUCCCUCCGCACGCACAACACCGACUGGUCGGCGAUGAACCUGGAGUUCCAUCCGGAGAGCUUCCGCGGGCUGACCGAGCUGAAGCGGCUCGACCUAGCCGACAACAACAUCUGGGCCCUGCCGACGGACGUGUUCUGUCCGCUGUUCUCGUUGCGUCACCUCAAUCUCACCCGCAACCGGCUGACGGAUGUGUCGCAGCUGGGCUUCUCCGACUGGGGCAACGGACCAACGGCACCGGGCAAGGCGUGCAACACGGGGCUGGAGGUGUUGGACCUUUCGCACAAUGACCUCCUAGCCCUGCCCGACAACGGUCUAUCGUCGCUCCGGUCACUCAGCGUGCUGAUGCUGCAGGACAACCUGCUCACCGCGCUUGCCGACCGUUCGUUCGUUGGACUGGGCUCCCUCAAAGUCCUCAACAUGUCCAGCAACAAGCUGGUGGCCCUGCCCCCAGAAACCUUCCAAUCGACACGCGAACUGCGCCAGAUCUAUCUCCAAAACAACUCCCUGUCGGUGCUGGCGCCCGGUAUGCUGGAGGGCCUGGACCGGCUGGAAAUCUUGGACCUCUCGCACAACGAGCUAACGUCCGAGUGGGUCAAGCGCAACACGUUUGCCGGCAUGAAGCGGCUGGUAGUGCUGGAAAUCGCUCACAACGCACUCACCAAGAUCGAUCGGCACGUGUUCCGGGAGCUAUACAGCCUGCAGAUACUGAACCUGGAGGCGAACCAGAUCGAAUCGAUUGCGGACAAUGCGUUCAGCGAUCUGAAGAACCUGGUCGCACUGACCCUCUCCCACAACCGGCUGAAGCGCAUCGAGCAGCAUCACUUCUCCGAGCUGUACGUGCUGAACCAGCUGUACGUGGAGUCGAACCUGAUAGAGUCGAUGCACGGGAGAGCGCUGGAGAAUCUGACGAAUCUGAACGAUCUGAACCUGAACGACAACCGGCUGACGGAGAUACCGGAAGGGUUGGGCAAGCUGCGGUUCCUGAAGUCGCUCGAUCUCGGCAAGAACCGUAUCAGUGCGGUUAGCAACGCUUCGUUCGAGGGUCUGGAGCAGCUGCUGGGACUACGGUUGGUCGAGAAUCGCAUCACGAACAUUUCGCGCGAUGCGUUUGUGACGCUCUCGUCGCUGCAUGUGCUCAAUCUCGCCUCGAACCAGAUCCGUCACAUCGACCAGUCGGCAUUCAGCUCCAACCCAACGAUUCGGGCCAUCCGGCUUGAUAAUAACGAUCUGGAGGACAUUAGCGGUGUGUUUACGUCCCUACCGGCACUGGUGUUCCUGAACGUGUCCGACAACCAGAUCCGGCUGUUCGACUACUCACACUUUCCGGUGUCGCUCGAGUGGCUCGAUAUGCACCAGAACAACAUCACCGAGCUGGGCAACUACUACGACCUGAACAAUCUGCAGAUCAAGAUGUUGGAUGUGUCCUUCAAUCGGUUGACGUCGGUCGAUGCAAAGUGCAUUCCGGACAGUAUCGAAACGCUGUUCCUCAACAACAACGCGCUGGAGGAGGUUGCUGCCGGUACGUUCCUCUCCAAGCGCUCCCUGGAGAAGGUGGUGUUGUACGGGAACUAUCUGCGCAAGUUGGAGAUCGGUGCGCUGGCUCUAACGCGCGUUGCCGACGACCGGGAAGUGCCCGCGUUCUAUCUCGGCGACAAUCCGAUCCACUGCGACUGUACGAUGGAGUGGCUGCAGGGCAUCAACAAACUCGCCCAUCUGCGGCAGCAUCCCCGCGUGAUGGAUCUCGACACAGUCCUCUGCACGAUGGAGCAUGAGCGGGGCGCAAGCAUUCGCCCGCUGAUGGACCUGCGACCGCACGAUUUCCUGUGCCGGUACGAGACGCACUGCUUCGCCACGUGCCACUGUUGCGAGUUUGAUGCGUGCGACUGCAAGAUGACGUGCCCGGACCGGUGCAGCUGCUACCACGACCACACCUGGAAGGCGAACAUCGUGGACUGUGGCAGUGCGGACUACACGGAGGUGCCCGAGCACAUCCCGAUGGACGCGUCCACGAUCUAUCUGGACGGCAAUGAGCUCCGCCAGCUCGCGAGCCAUCAGUUCAUUGGGAAGAAGAAGCUGGAGGUGCUGUACCUCAACGGUAGCAACAUUCGGGACGUACACAACCGUACGUUCAAUGGAAUUCCGAGCCUUCGGGUGCUUCAUCUCGAGAACAACUACAUCAACGAGCUGCGCGGCUUCGAGUUCGAUCAGCUGACGAACCUGAACGAGCUGUACCUGGACCAUAACGCGAUCGCGUACGUCGGGGAGCGAACGUUCGAGAGCCUGCGGUUCCUGGAGGUGGUCAGCUUGAGCGACAAUCGCAUCAGCGAGUUCCGCCCGUGGCAAGCGUUUGCGGCGGCCGGUGAGACGGGGUCGUUGGCACGCGUGGCGCUGGACGGCAAUCGGUGGCGCUGCGACUGUGAGUCGUUGCGGCGGAUGCAGCGCUGGAUCCGGACGGUGAGCGGCGACUUCGAGCUGCAGCGGAUGAUCUGUGCGGACAGCCGGGUGGUGGCCGAUGCGAUUGCGUCGUGCGACAGUCGGCAGGGUGGUGGUGUGUUCGGUGCCGGUGCAGAGGCGGGCGAAGUGGACGGCGAUGGACCGCCCGCGGUACAUCGGACGGUGCUGCUCGGGCACGGACUGAUUGGGGGUGGCUAUGUGCCGCUGCUGGCGGCCAUUCUGGUGGCCAUCAUCGGCACGGCGCUGAUCGUCGCGUUGGCCUGUGUGUUCCGGCAGGACGUGCGGCUGUGGGCCCACGCCCGGUACGGCGUGAGGUUGGUGAAGGACCCGAUCAUUGUCGGUGGCAGGAAGGAGCCCGACUCGGACCGGCUGUACGAUUGCUAUCUCGUGCACAGCGUGCACGACAGUGACUUUGUGGGCCGGCUGCUCGGCGCCGAGCUGCAGCUGCACGGCUACUCCGUGUGCCAGCAUCAUCGCGACGUCCAUCCGGGGGCGUUCUUGGCCGACUCGCUGCAGAGUGCGGCCGAUUCGGCCCGCAAGCUGCUGCUGGUGGUGUCGAUGAACUUCCUGCAGACCGAGUGGUCCCAGCCCCAGUUCCGGGUGGCGCUGCAGUCGGUGAUUGAAAGCAUCCGGCCGGCCCACCGGCGGCACAAGAUCGUGCUGGUGCUGACCGCGCCGGUGGAGAUCGUGGCGAUGGAUCCGAUCAUGCAUCUGCUGAUCCGCACCUGCACCGUGGCGUGCUGGGGCGAGCGCAAGUUCUGGGACAAGCUGCGGUACGCGCUGCCCGACGUGCCGAAGGACCGGGUGCCGGCCAAGCUGGGCGACAUUACGCGCAGUCCGGCCAAUCUUCGCUACACCCCAGCGCCCACGUCGCUCGAGCAGUGGUGCAAGAUCAGCCCGGGCGAGACGGGCCCGAACGGGGGGCAGCUGGUGCCACCCGGUGGGCCGGUUCCAGUGGCCGGCAUCCCGCAGAGCACGCCGUCGCAGAGCACCUGCAACACCGAGGACGAGUCGUCCUCGUCCGCCUCCUCGCAACACUACGAGGCUCCGAUGAGUCAGCACUACAACAUGAGCCGCUCCAGUGCCUCGCUUGGUCACGUGUACUCCACGAUACCGGAGACGCCCCAGAUGGGACGCAACGGAAGAGCUUAUUUCGUGUAAUUAGUGGGAUAUUCGGUGGGAUAAUGGGGACGCUGCGGGGAACAGGACGCCUGUUUUCCGUUGCCCCCAACAACUAAAAGCGUUUUGUACAUACGAACUACUUGUAAGUAGUGUAGGAGGAGGAAGCAGAAAGCGGACACCAUUAUAGUCAAGCGAAAUGUUGCAGUCAACGCUAUACAAACACAAAGGCAGUCAAUUUUGUUGAUUUUUAGUUUUAACAUAUUUUUGCGACUAAGAUUUAGCAUUAAACAAGAAACAAAACACACGGAAACAUACACACACACAAAACCCUCGCCUCUUAAAACGAAACACGUGAACGAUGAUCUCUUUGGCCACGUACGAAGCAAACGGAAGCGCAGUUGGGCCUGGGUCAAAGGGUUGCCGUGCAGGGCGCUAUGUAUUGUAAUUCUUCCGGGAGGGUUUGAGGCGCAAAAAUCCCCACAGCCCCCACGCGGUAGAUGUGUUACUCCCUUUACUAUUAUUAUUAUUACUAUUAUUGCGCCUCUGCUCUUAUUUGCCAAAUAUAUUUGAAAUGUGUAUUUUCACGAGAGGGUUGCGCGAUGAAAACGAAAAAAAGAAAAACAACCUAAUGCAAAAGGACCAGAGUUAGUGUGGGAGGGUGAAGCGAUGAGGUGAGUUGAGGAAGUGGUGAGACAGGCGUCCCAGGGGACUGUGAGAGGAAUAUAUAGGACUAAAUAUAUAUACAUAAAUGAAUGACUUAAAUGAUCGUGAUACUAGUUUUUACAUGGCCUUCCAUAUAAGAGCGAUAACGGUUCCACGUAGCUGUGGUCCUGACUUAAGCAUAGAAAACGCAAAACACAAGAAAAGCGCACAACGUAUAAACGACACACACAUACACACCGAACGAAGUUGAAUCGUUUCAGUAAGUAAGAAAUGUAAUAAUUGUACUUGAAUCUGUUCCCACCUCAAAACGUGGCACAUUGGUCCCCGCGAGUGUUUGUGUGUGUGUGUGUGUGAUGCGCUAGAGAAAUCUGUUCUAACUUGAUCCCUUAUUUUCACGUAACACACGAACACACUUUCCUGCCCGUGUUGUUUUUCGGUCCGUUCGAUCUUUCGUGCUCUUCUCUUCGGUCAGGUUAGGUGAUGGAUACGAUUGGAAGCACAAAGAUGUGUAAGAUGAUUAGAGUCGUUUUGAGUUGAGUGUGCCAUUUUCGCAAGACAAAAAAAGCAAAACAGAACUGACCAACAAAAUGCAUCUAGUGAGGGCGGGAAGAAAAUAGGAAGCAAGCAAAACAACAAAAACAACAGUCUGAAGCCGUUGCGUGGUGCGAUCGGGAGAAAAUUACACCAUUAUUGCCAUAAAGAGACAGUGCAAAGAAAUUACAGGAAGAACGAGAGAAAUAGAGAAAGAAACACACACACACACACACACAAUGUAAAUUAACAAGUUACCGUAACAAAACAAGAGACAAAAAGAGUAAGAAACCCAAUAAUGCAAGCAAAAGCCACCAAACAAGAAAAGGCAAGAAAAUUACAUAAUAAACCAAAUCAGAUGAAAAUUAGACACAUCCAGGCACAAACAAUGGCGCACACUAAAGAGAUACAAAGUGAGGGAGAGAAACACGUCGAGUCGAGCAAUGAAAUAGUAAACCAACCCGGACAAAACACGCAAAAAAAAAAAAACACG